Molecule: messenger RNA, 1119 nt
Organism: Acanthosepion pharaonis
Lineage: Eukaryota; Metazoa; Mollusca; Cephalopoda; Sepiida; Sepiidae
Source: the annotation of a GenBank genome assembly
AUGCUUUCUUUUAUUUUCCUUCUUCCUUUAUUUCUUUCUUUCAUAUUUUCUUCGUCCUUCUUUCUUUUUCUUUUCUUUUUUUUUUCUUUCAUAUUUCUUUUUUUUCUUUCAUAUUUUCCUUCUUUUAUUUCUUUCUUUCAUAUUUUUCUUUUAUUUUCCUUCGUUUAUUUUUUUCCUAUUUUAAUAUUUUCUUUUCUUUCAUAUUUUCCUUCUUUAUUUCUCUCUUUCAUAUUUCCUUCUUCCUUUCUUUCUUUCAUAUUUUCCUUCUUUAUUUCUCUCUUUCAUAUUUUCCUUCUUCCUUUCUUUCUUUCAUAUUUUCCUUCUUUAUUUCUCUCUUUCAUAUUUUCCUUCUUACUUUCUUUCUUUCAUAUUUUCCUUCUUUAUUUCUCUCUUUCAUAUUUUCCUUCGUCAUUUCUUUCUUUCAUAUUUUCCUUCUUUAUUUCUCUCUUUCAUAUUUUUUCUUCCUUUCUAUCUUUCAUAUUUCCUUCUUUAUUUCUCUUUUUCCUAUUUCCUUCUUCAUUUCUUUCUUUUAUUUAUUUAUUUCAUAUUUUCCUUCUUUCAUAUUUUGCUUCUUUAUUUCAUAUUUUCCAUCUUUAUUUUUCUUUCAUAUUUCCUUCUGUAUUUCUCUCUUUCCUAUUUCCUUCUUUAUUUAUUUAUUUCAUAUUUUCCUUCUUUAUGUCUUUCAUAUUUUCCUUCUUCAUUUCUCUCUUUCAUAUUUCCUUCUUUUUUUCUUUUUCAUAUUUUCCUUCUUUAUUUCUCUCGUUCAUAUUUUCUUUAUUUCACUCUUUCUUUUUUUCUUUUUUAUUUCAUUCUUUUUUUCUGUCGUUAUUUCUAUUUUAUUUUCUUUCUUUAGAAUUUUAUUUAUUUUUCCCUCUUCAUUUCUCUCUUUCUUAUAUUUUUUUUAUUUCAGUGUUUUCCUUCCAUAUUUUCUUUUUCAUUUCUUUCAUUCUUAUUUAUUUUAUUUUAUUCACAUUUUUGUUUUCUUUAUUUCAUAAGACAAAUAAAGUAGGGAAGAAAAUAAAUCGCUUUCUUAUUUUCUUUCUUUAUAAUUCCUUUUUUUUCUUGUUUUUCUUUAUUUUGAGCGUUGCUCAUUUUCAUUUGACCUUCUAUUAUUUUUAA